This is a messenger RNA of Anisakis simplex (herring worm), 468 nucleotides long. The record is from the annotation of a GenBank genome assembly. Lineage: Eukaryota; Metazoa; Nematoda; Chromadorea; Rhabditida; Anisakidae.
AUGGACCAGUUUGGAGCAAUUUCAGGCUCAGAGAGAGCAGUUGAUGUACCAGCACCACUGCUAUCUUUACCGCCACGACCACCUGCUCGAAUACCCAGCAAACCGCAGUCGAGACCACCUCCGCCGCCCUAUAACGUCAAAACGAACAAAUCGUCCGCCCAGACGUCCUCGAAUAAGGCUCCACCACCACCUUAUCCAGGGCGCUCAGCUACUCCGAAUUCGAAUGCUGAUUCCGAUUUCGUGUCACAGACGUCUUCGGUACCAAAAUUUAGUCGAAAGCCGUGCGCCACACCAGCAGUCGUGGUUGGCGAAGGAGAGCGACGUGAGACGAUACGUGAUAAGGAGGAACGUCAAGAGAAAGCUAUGAGUGUCUAUGAGAAUGUUGACUCAAAUGAGCAAUUACCAGUAAAAGGUGUCAAUUUAUGGUACGAAUACGGAUCCUGGGAGUUGACACCAGCACAGGCUUAA